Molecule: messenger RNA, 2625 nt
Organism: Symbiodinium sp. CCMP2592
Lineage: Eukaryota; Dinophyceae; Suessiales; Symbiodiniaceae
Source: the annotation of a GenBank genome assembly
AUGGCGGCCUGUUUGCUCGAUGACCUCGGCCCGCUCCCUUGGAGUGGGAUGCUCGACGUGGCCUCCGGGCUUCGAUUUCGAGCAACGUCUCGAACAGCAAAGGGCUUGGCCAACCGACACCUCGACGUCGGAGCCGUGCUGGCACGUCGGCUGGCCUACGUCGAGGCAAGUGGAGCAGCCUGCAAUUCUGUUGCUUCUUUCUGGAGAAAGCUCGCUGCCCUUCGGAAGUUUUGUGAGCGUGGUGGGCGCGGCCAUGUGGAAGUGGUGAUGGCACUGCAGCAGAGACUUCAGGACCCUGACUGGCGCGUGCGGCAAGCUGUCAUCACAGUACUCCCGGACGUUUUGGAAAGCAACGUUCGAGCCCCGAUGAACGUGAAGGUCAGUGAGCUGGUGGCAAAGAAGGUCUUGGAAGACGAGUGCGUGGAUGUGCGGGAGAGCGCGGUGAGCUCUCUGCCCUCCCUGGCUGCGCGGGGACACGAGCCGGUCGUCCACGCAUUGAAGUCUGCCCUGUCAGACCCGGGGCACGUGGUGCGGAGAGCGGCUGUGGGCGCUUUGUCUCAGCUGUCGCUUCCCGACUCCUCGGCCGGCUCUGCGGUGCUCGGUCGCGUCAUGGACAUCGACAUGGAAGUCCGACGAGCCGCCCUGAUAUCGGCCCGACAGAUAUAUCGACUGGCCAGCGAGAAGGGCUGGCUCUUGCAGUAUGCGCAAGCAUUUCUGGGGCGGCUUCGGGGGGAUCCGCACAUCGAAGUGCGCUUGGCCGCCGUGGAUUGCCUCGAGACGCUGGCUGCGGACGAUCAGCGGGUGGUCUCCGAGCUGGUUCAUUCAGCUGGGAUGCCCGAGCAGCCCUGUCGGGUUCGGGAGCGGUGCCUGGAAGCUCUGACUCAGUUCAGCUCGGAAGCUGGCUCCCAGCCACCCACGAGGGAGAACAUUCAAGUUCAAUGCUUGGGCAGCCAACUUGUUCCCAAGAUGGCCGCUGUGCUGCACGCGGCCUUGCAGCGGACGCAGCCGCCGCAACUGCGGAUUUCCGCUGCCCGAUACCUCGCGUCAGCGGGAAGUCAUCCAGCAUAUCGGGAUGUAGCGGAGCUGGGGAUGCUUGAUACUGACCUGAGCAUUCAGAGCUUAUGCAUGACGGCCUUCUUGAAGAUAGGACGCGGAGGUGAACGGUCGAAGCGCCUUUGUGCUGCUUGGGCAUUGAGGAACCUGAAACACACGUCCAGAGAGGUUCGUUUGGACGCAGCUGGUAAGUUCAAACUACUCGGCAGAACAGGCGAUGAGGCAUUGGAUGCCGAGAUUUUGUCCACCCUGCUGCUUCGGCUGGAGGAUGCUUCAGAUAUCGCAGCUGUUGCUUUGGAUGCAGUGGCAGCUUGCGCCACAGUCGGCAGCGUCACAGCCAUCCGGUCUUCGAGUCGGACAUUCUCUACCGCUGUAGAUCCGAAAGUAAAGUGCGCUGCAGCGAGAGCUUUGGCACAGGUAGCCAAGACGGGUGAUGAGUCUGCAUUAUCAGCUCUUUGCCAAGGGCUGAAAGCGAACGCCGAUGGAGAAGUCAGCUGCGCAGCUAUUCAAGCCAUUGGUACUUUGAGCCGCCGAGGUGAUGCUUCUGUGCUUGCCGUGUUGGUUGAUCUGUUGCCAGUGUUAGGGCAUGAGGAUCGUGACGAUCACGAUGCCCUUCGGGAAGCUCUCCCGGCACUUGCUCGGCUCGCGCGGCGGGGUAAUGGUGUUGUCACUGCCAGCAUCUUGAGGAUUCUGGAGCGAAGGCCAGCCGCAGGGAUUCAGGUCGCUUGUGUGCAGGCCCUGCAAGCUGUUGCAAGGAAAGGUGACUCGCGCAUCCUUGAAUGCCUGCUAACACUACUCAGAUCUGUGGAGCCAUCCGUAUGUGAAGCUGCCGUGUUAGCCGUUGCGGAGCUCAGCAAGCUGGGGGACGCCACGACAAUCUGCAGUUUGUUGCCACUGCUUUCUGGUGCGACCCACGACGAGCCGAGACUCCGAAUCGCAGCAAUUCGGGCCACAGCGGCGCUUGCCACCCGUGCUUCCGAAGGAAAGCACAGCGAUGCCACAGCCAUAGCUGCAGUUGCGGACUGUCUCAAGGACGCCGAAGUGAGAUCUGAGGCCAUUGAGGCAUUGUCCAAGAUGGCGCAAGCUGGUGAUCGGAUCGGCGAUCAGGUGGCCAUCGCCGCUGUGUCCCGUUACCUCGCCCACUCCGACCCGGACUGCCGCGCAGCUGCAGCCUUCGCACUGACGAAGGUUGCUCGAGCUGGUGAUCAGGCCGUCGUGUCGGCGCUGAGUCGGUGCUUGGAGAGCGACUGUGCUGUGGUCCAGCGCUCUGCUGCACAGGCCUUGGGUGAGCUUUGUGGACAGGCGCAUCUUCGUGCAGUGGAGGAGCUGGAGGCGCAGUUGCUGAACCCUGAUGCCAGCGUUCGCGAUGCAGCUACCGCAUCCCUAAGGAAGAUUCGUGGAAUCAAGGCCGUCCCUGUCAUUGUCCAUGCUUGGCAGGUGCAGAGGGAUCGGCCUGUGCAUGCGAAACGGCGGCGUUCGCCAAGCCCUCUGGCAGAGGAACGUUUUGUACAUAGAAAGAUGCCAGCUGAAUUGAAUCAACGUGCUUUUCCGACUCAGAUCGCUCAAGGAUAG